AUGGAGAGACUGAAGAUCUGGCAGUCUGCUGAAUUGGAGCGGGAUGAGGACAGAGAGGCCUUUGAUCAGCUGAUGAAGGAUCUGGAUCUGCUGCAUAGACAGAACAUGGCCCCAAGACCCAUACUUGAGAUGAGUCUUGGCUUGGCAAGGGAUGUGCUUAACCUUCACGACCGUUAUGAAGACCUGAAGCCUACCUUCAAAACCUCUGAGUUCUGCAAGGCCACUCAUGAAGCCAACUUGGCUGAUUUUGCAAAGCAGAAGGCAGAACUGGACCAGAUGGUUGUGGGGUAUAAAGAAGCCAAAGCUGCUGGGGAUAAAUUGGAAAAACAGAGAUUGCAGAACUUCAAAAACAGCUGGCAGAGCGUCGGGAAGUGCAGCACAGGCUCGGGGCUGGAUUGA
Prunus armeniaca (apricot) is the source of this 399-nucleotide messenger RNA. Lineage: Eukaryota; Viridiplantae; Streptophyta; Magnoliopsida; Rosales; Rosaceae. The record is from the annotation of a GenBank genome assembly.